Molecule: messenger RNA, 481 nt
Organism: Medioppia subpectinata
Lineage: Eukaryota; Metazoa; Arthropoda; Arachnida; Sarcoptiformes; Oppiidae
Source: the annotation of a GenBank genome assembly
GUUAUGUUUACAAACAAAACAUUUGGUUUGAUUUGAUUUGAUGUCUGUUUUCAAUGGUUUUCAUUCAACACUAAUUCACUCAUCAUUUCAUAAAAGCUUUUAAAUUUUAUUUUCGUUUGUUUUAAUUUUAAUCUCAAUUUUUAGUAUAAUUUGUAAAUUGAAAUGAAAUGUAUAAUUGUUUUAUUGAAUAAUUUGUGAACAUAAUAAUUGCUCGCAGAAGUGAAGUGUGGAUCAGAUGGAAGUGAUGGACAACAAGAAGAUGGUUUCGGUGGAAGAUCUGCCGGAAGUGGUGUUUGAGUACAUAUUAUCACAAUUAUCUCCGUAUAGACAACUCGAUGACUGCAAACUCGUGUCCAAAUGGUGGCGAUUCUGUGUCAGAGAAACCAUUUUGAAACUGAAGCGAGAUUUGGUGUAUUGUUUGAGUAAUCAAUUGAUCCAAUGGUCGCACUACUCGGUACAGAGCGGGCCCUCAAUCUCUGCC